Messenger RNA from Funneliformis caledonium, 149 nucleotides. NCBI's taxonomy places the organism in Eukaryota, Fungi, Glomeromycota, Glomeromycetes, Glomerales, Glomeraceae. The record is from the annotation of a GenBank genome assembly.
AAAAGAAACAUAUGACACAACCAAACCUAAGACCAGCAACUGAGCAUCCUAGCAGUAGAGGCACUCAACAGAGGCAAGAAGCGUAUCACAAAAAACCACAUAGCAAGAACAUCUUCUAUCGCCAAAUUAUACCCCCAAGCACUACAUAA